CUGUGGCGACAUGCUGGAGUACUAGACAAACACCUCAUUCCAGCAGCUACCACUGCCCCCAUUCACUGGGGAGAAUGGAAGGAAAACAACUGACAACAUCCUCAAAUGUAAACUCAAUUUGCCUCCCUACCUCACACAAGAAGCCAGAGAUCUGCUUAAAAAGGCUCAUCCAUUCUUUAGACACAUUAACUGGGAAGAACUUCUGGCUGGAAAGGUGGAGCCCCCCCUUUAAACCUCUGUUGCAAUCUGAAGAGGAUGUAGGUCAGUUUGAUUCCGAGUCUACACAUCAGACACCUGUCGACAGCCCAGAUGAUUCAACUCUCAGUGAAAGUGCCAAUCAGGUCUUUCCGGUUCAUCACUCGCAAGCUCUGCCUUCCAGAAAACACUAGGAGCACAAUGCAGCCAAGUUCUUUGUCACUUUAUGACAAGCAUCACCUUUCCACCAGUUUCCAAUAACAUGUUCUUCAUUGCCAUCUGAGACUUCAUCUGGAUGACUUUUCCCUUCCAUAUUUUUAUUUUUUUAAGAGAUUGAGUCUCCCUAUGUUGGCCAGGUUGGUCUUGAAGUCUCAUCCUCAAGCAAUCCUGCCAUUUCAGCCUCCCAAAGUGCUAGGAUUCCAGGCAUGAGACACCAGGCCUGACCCCCUCCAUAUGCUACCGACAUUCUGUCCGGCUCUCCUCUUCUGAGCCCUCACCAGAGUCGCCCUUAACCAAGAGUCACAGGGAGAAGAUGGCCACCCACAUGCCAAGAGACAGGCCUGGAACAGAGCCUUCCUGCACAGCCUCAGAGGGACGCACCCUGCUGACAUCUUGAUGGUGGACUCAUGGCCUCCAGGACUGUGAGACAGUAACAUUCUGUUGUUGAGGGUGCCCAGUCAGUGGAGAGGCGGAAUGAAAUAAUAAUAGAAAUAUAUGUGAAAUAAUAAUAGAAAUAAAGCACACAAUAAAUGCAAUGGGUUUGAAUCAUCUCCGCAUCAUCCCUUCCCCAUCUCCCGGGCCCAUGGAAGAGUUGUCUUCAAGAAACCUGGUCUCUGGUGCCAAAAAGUUUGGGGACCGCUGGUGUAAAUGUUUCUAAAAAUAGUUAAACAACGUAAGGUUUACCUGCUACAAAUAAUGCAGAUUUAAAUGCUAAUAAAAAUGGGUGCAAAUGAAA
Macaca mulatta (Rhesus monkey) is the source of this 1150-nucleotide messenger RNA. The record is from RefSeq and is a predicted model, not a curated record. Lineage: Eukaryota; Metazoa; Chordata; Mammalia; Primates; Cercopithecidae.